Molecule: messenger RNA, 860 nt
Organism: Notothenia coriiceps (black rockcod)
Lineage: Eukaryota; Metazoa; Chordata; Actinopteri; Perciformes; Nototheniidae
Product: cysteine and glycine-rich protein 3 (cardiac LIM protein)
Exons: 6
Coding region: 72-641 (189 amino acids)
Biological process (GO): muscle tissue development; cardiac muscle contraction; sarcomere organization
Cellular component (GO): Z disc; cytoplasm; nucleus
Molecular function (GO): structural constituent of muscle; actinin binding
Source: RefSeq, a predicted model, not a curated record
GCGAGACAGGCAGUAUAUAAACCGCCUGGGAUGCAUUCACUGCCACUGAAGCACACAGGCCGUGAUUCAAGAUGCCAAACUUGGGAGGUGGAGCUAAGUGUGCGGCGUGUGAGAAGACAGUGUACCAUGCAGAGGAGGUCCAGUGUAACGGCCGGAGCUUCCAUAAGACCUGCUUCAUCUGCAUGGGCUGCAGAAAAGGGCUGGACAGCACCACGGUUGCAGCACAUGAGUCUGAGAUUUACUGCAAGUCCUGCUAUGGCAAGAAAUAUGGGCCCAAAGGCUAUGGAUACGGGCAAGGAGCUGGAGCUCUGAGCUCAGACCCUCCUCGAUAUGCCGGCCUGCAGCCUCAAGAGACUAAACCACGACCAGCUUCUUCAAAUUCUAGUGAGAAUAAAUCCUCCCAGAAGUUUGGAUGUUCAGACCGCUGCCCUCGCUGCUCUAAAGCCGUCUACGCAGCAGAGAAGGUGAUGGGAGCAGGGAAGCCCUGGCAUAAAACCUGUUUCCGCUGCGCUCUGUGUGCUAAAAGUCUGGAUUCGACCACAGUGACAGACAAGGAGGGAGAGCUGUACUGUAAAGUUUGUUACGCCAAGCACUUCGGCCCUAAAGGAUUUGGACUGGGGAACGCCGCCAUGUUGGGGUAACAGCAGUGAACCAUUCUGGUUUAAAGUUCACAUCACUGUCACACGGCAGCUGUUUCAAUGGAGCCAUACACUGGAUGAUAUUUGUAAUACAUGAUUGAAGCACCUGGCCGGGUCAAAUAACAGCUGAGUCGAGGCAUAUUUAAGGUCACUAUUAGAGAUUAACUAAUAAUACUUGUGUUCAUUGUGAGUACACAAUAAAAUGAUUUUGUUACCCUAAAA